CGCGAGUCCGCGACGCGCCUUUGACAAGAGCGGCCGUGCCCGCGUACUAACAUUAAGGUUAGUCAACUAAACCAUGUCUGCGAGCUUCGUGGGGUCUACCAAGAGCUUCCCCUUCUCUUUCGACACGGAUGUUGAGGAGGAGGAGUCGGGGAGAACGACUCCUCAUUUGAAUAAACGUACAGGCAGCGAGAGCCCGACAGCUGCAGUAGGGGCGGAGGCUCCCCGCGAGCUGCCCAAUGAAUUGUCAGCGCCCUACGAGGUGCCGCAGUUCCCCAUCGAGCAGAUCGAGAAGAAGCUGCUCAUUCAGAGACAGCUCAAUGUCAAGGCUGCAGAAUGUGGUCAAUCAGUCCGUUCGUUCGGCGGCAGCGAGGCGGGAGCCCUGCUGGAGGAGCGCAGGGACGACUUCGAACACGACAUGGUCAUGCCGCACUUCCAGCGCGUCGCCAUCAGCGGGGAAGACACGUCUGGGGUACCCUUGGAAGACUUGCAACAAGCCUCCUCGUACCUGGUGCAGGCACUAGAUAUCCGCAAGCGCUACAUGGAGAUGUCACAUCAGAGCUUCUGCACCAUCACUGCGCGGUUCCUGCGCAACAUGGACCCUGACGCUCCCGCCAACCACGCGCCCUACACCAAGGGUCCUAGUGGACAUAUAGCAGAUCACGUAGUCCACCCACCGUUCAGGGACAAGGAUCCCUGGGAAUGCCACAUGCCCGAGCCGAAGGACUACACCAUACGCUCCGACCGCGGCAUCUUCAACCUGUACACUAAGUCUGCAGAGGGCCAGGAGACCCGAGUACCUUACGAGUACAUACCACUGUCGGAGUUCAUUCAGGACAUGAAUACUAUGUGCAACAUGAUGGCGGAUGGACCGCUGAAGUCCUUCUGCUACCGGCGACUGUCCUACCUGUCGUCUAAGUUUCAGCUGCAUGUGCUGCUCAACGAGCUGCGGGAGCUAGCUUCACAAAAGGCUGUGCCACAUCGCGACUUCUACAACAUCAGAAAAGUGGACACCCACAUCCACGCAGCAUCCUGCAUGAACCAGAAGCAUUUACUUCGUUUCAUCAAGAAGACCCUCAAGAAUCACGCAGACGAGGUGGUUACGCUGCAUAAGGGCGUGCCCAUGACCCUCAAGGCCGUGUUCCAGUCCAUGAACCUUAGUACUUAUGACUUGACUGUGGAUAUGCUGGAUGUGCAUGCGGACCGCAACACGUUCCACCGAUUUGACAAGUUCAAUGCCAAAUACAACCCCAUCGGCGAGUCACGGCUGCGAGAAGUGUUCCUCAAGACCGAUAACCACAUGAACGGAAAAUACUUCGCUAGGAUUAUAAAGGAAGUAGCCUCAGACUUAGAGGAGAGUAAAUACCAAAAUGCGGAGCUACGUCUAUCCAUUUACGGCAAGAGCCCGAGCGAGUGGGCCAAGCUGGCCAACUGGGCCAUCCAGUACGACGUGCAUUCCAACAACGUGCGGUGGCUCAUCCAGAUACCUAGGCUUUACGAUAUUUUCAAAUCGAACAAGAUCAUGAACAACUUCCAAGAGCUCCUCACUAAUAUUUUCCUGCCAUUAUUCGAAGUCACCAAGGACCCCAAUAGUAACAUAGAGCUGCACAAAUUUCUAACGCACGUGGUCGGCUUCGACAGCGUGGACGACGAGUCAAAGCCCGAGAACCCGAUCCUGGACCCCGAAGUCCGUGCACCAGGCGACUGGGACGACGAGGAGAACCCUCCCUACGCCUACUACCUUUACUACAUGUACGCCAACAUCACCGUGCUCAACCACUUCCGCAAGGAACAAGGGCUGAACACGUUCGUUCUCCGUCCCCAUUGUGGCGAGGCUGGUCCCGUGCAGCAUCUCGUCUGCGGGUUCAUGUUUGCUGAGAACAUCUCCCAUGGACUGCUGCUUAGGAAGGUUCCAGUACUGCAAUACCUUUACUACCUGACACAGAUCGCAAUAGCAAUGUCUCCGCUCAGCAACAAUUCCCUCUUCUUGAAUUAUCAUCGCAACCCGCUGCCGGAGUUCCUGGCCAGAGGACUCGCUAUCACGCUCAGCACUGAUGACCCGCUGCAGUUCCACUUCACCAAGGAACCGCUUAUGGAAGAGUACAGCAUCGCGACGCAAGUGUGGAAACUGUCUUCCUGCGACAUGUGCGAGCUGGCGCGCAACUCCGUGCUCAUGUCCGGCUUCCCCCAUGAGAUGAAGCAGUACUGGCUGGGGCCCAACUACAUGAAGGAGGGCGUGGCUGGCAACGACAUCACGCGCACCAACGUGCCCGACAUCCGCAUCUCCUUCCGCUACGAGGCGCUGCUGGACGAGCUCACCAACAUCUUCAAGGAAGGGAUGUCGACCCGCCAGAUGAGCGCCGCGUCUCGCUCACGGCGAACUGUCACUGAACCGGGCCCUGAAAACCACAUUGGCAAAUAAAUCCCGGCACUCUUUGUAUAGGGGGUUGCCACCUUUUUUUGAUGUAGUAUUUUCCAAAACUAGGUGUAAGAAACGUAGUACACCGAAAAAUUCAGUUAUGCUAUGUCGUAACAUCGUAUUUACUCUUUCUAUAAUUUUUUUCCUGUAAAUCAAGCUAAAAUAUACCUAGUAAUGUAUAUGGGUGGCAACCUGUCGAUACCAAAUGGUCAUACACAGGUUUAAGUUCUAAAUUCCUCACUUACAAGGCACCUGAUGCCACGCAGCUUAAUAAUAAAAUUAUUGCUGCCACGCGUCUUGUCAUACAUAUGUCGCAGGCAUUUUGUAAGAAUCCGCCGUUUACAAACGGCGCCGUCAUACUAUAAACGCGAAGCGGUUUACAAAUUGCCGAAGGCUAUUUGUAAAAAGUCGCCGCCGUUUGUAAACGGCGGAUUCUUACAAAAUGCCUGCGACAUAUUCACUUUAUGUUAGGCUACUAACGUCUAGAGUCUAGAACCUAUGUACAGAUUGAAUUUUUCGGCAGCAAAAUAAUUAUUACGUUCGUUCGCCUGUAUAUGACCUCAAUAAAAAAUAUAAAAAUUAAUAAAAACGUUGUAAAGAGUUUGAUGACUCUUAAUAAUUAAGAUUAAAUCAUGUUUUAUUGUAGUGGUUAGGUAUUACCAUUUUGUAGGUAUCUUUUGUUUUACUAUUUAAAAAUGAUGAUAGGCAAUCUUUGCCCCAAAAAAAAGUGUAAUGUUAAUGUGAUAAAGAGUUCCCCAGCAUGUGAUAACUAGGUGAAUAUAAAUGAAAGUGCCAUUACAUUCCUUGUUGAAGUUUCAAGUUUCCUCUAUUGGUGGAUCAGUAGAAUAGGAAUUCUAGCACGAACGUUGUGAAAAAAUACGGACUAUUUUAUUUAUCUGUAGGUCUACGCAUGAAAAUAUUGAAAAGUUGGCAUUUAGCAGUUAAUACCGUUGCUUUUAUUUUAUGCUUGUUAUGUGACCCAAUAUGAGUAGGUAGUACUAAAUUGAAUUUUAUUGUGGUUUCGUGCAAGAAUUCUUGUGUCCUAUCCUAAUUCAUUAUCCUUUUAUCUAAUUACUAAUUAGGUAGAAGUAGACAAGCUUUGUAUCUAGAGGACUAUACUUAUUCCAAAUCUAUCUCUCUAUUAUUUUUACUUACUUAUAAGAAGAACAUUAUUAAAUUCUCUCAUACUUUGACUGCUCCUUUCCACGUUAGUCCCGUAUACAAUAAAAGAGAGUUUUUCUAAACGAAAUCAAUUUUAAUAAUCCCUAAAUAUCGUUUUGAAUAAAAAAAUUACGUAUAAACGCGGGCAGGCGAUUGUGUUUAAAGUCAUGAUCAAUUCUAUGUAUAGGCAAUGUUUAACGUUAACAGAUCUAUAGUCGCAUUCAUAGUCUAUCAUGGCAAACAUAGUAAUGACCACAUUGCGUCAUUAUCACAUACUUUUUAACAAACACAUACUUUGUUACGGAUAUUGUACUUGGUUUUUUACUAAUUAUUUAAUGCUAAUAAUUGUUAACCUAUUAUUAAUUCCAUCCCAAGGUGCUCGCCUAACUGACCUCAUAUCAUAACUACAUUACUAUGUAAUCCUACUCACACCAGCUGAUCUCAUCCCACUCUGAUGUCGUGUUUUGACUACCUAUUUUACUCCUAUUUUCUCUCAAAUGUUGUCAAAGUUAUUUAUAUUGCUGAGAUUAUUUGAUAUGUCUGGUAGUUUAUGACAAUAAUUGAUCGUAUUUGGGGAUAACAUUUGAGGUUUAGCUGACAGUAAACACCACCCACCACCACCAACAACCCACCACCGACAAGAGCCAUGCUCUUAAAUUAUGAUGAUGAUGAUGACAGUAAAAGCAGAAAUUCAAAUAAUUUCAAGUAAUAUAUGGUAUAAUGGAUUAAAUCAGGUUGUGUGUGAGGUACGAUAGGUUGUUGUCUUUUUUGUUGUUCACAUUGUGUACAAUACAACUAGGAACUCAGAAGAAAAUCUGAUCACAAGCGUAAUAUGGGUGUCUCCGAUUUUUUUAGCUAAAAGUAAUUAUAUUAUGUAUGUCGCAGGCAAAUUGUAAGAAUCCGCCGUUUACAAACGACGUCGUCAAUUUACAAACGUUUCCACGUUUGCCACGGUUAAAGAACUAAUUCGACCAAAAUGCCGCUGCAAAUUAUAAACGGCGCUGUUAAUGUCAUAAGGUAUUUUACAAAAUGCGGAAGUUUGUAAAUUGACGACGCCGUUUGUAAACGGCGGAUUCUUACAAAAUGCCUGCGACAUGUAUAUUUUAUAGGCGUAUUAAGCAGUGACAGGAUCUAAGUCAAUCUCAAAUUUCAAAUGUUGUGGAGUAUUGUGAUGAAUUUAUAUAUUUAUACAUGUGCAAUCUGCAAAUGUAUAAAUGCAUCACACUACUCCUUUUAAGAUGUCAAUACAACGAGUUUUCUCUCCAACUUUGUCAUUGUGAUCAAAUUUUAUACUUUGCGGCUGCUGCGGUGGCUACAAUAAUGUAUUGAGCUUUAUUUGGUUGUGUUAAAGUCGCUUAUUGUUUGUCUGUCCACGUUUGGGUAAAAGCCAAGAAAAACACCUUUUGAUGGGCAUUUAUAUCGUCAUCGACUAUAUUUAAGUCCUUUAAACUUAAAA
Messenger RNA from Cydia strobilella, 5033 nucleotides. Its product is annotated as AMP deaminase 2-like. The transcript has 16 exons. NCBI's taxonomy places the organism in Eukaryota, Metazoa, Arthropoda, Insecta, Lepidoptera, Tortricidae. The record is from RefSeq and is a predicted model, not a curated record. Gene Ontology annotation, molecular function: AMP deaminase activity. Gene Ontology annotation, cellular component: cytosol. Bases 74 to 2419 code for a protein of 781 amino acids. Gene Ontology annotation, biological process: IMP salvage; AMP metabolic process.